Marchantia polymorpha subsp. ruderalis is the source of this 4015-nucleotide messenger RNA. Lineage: Eukaryota; Viridiplantae; Streptophyta; Marchantiopsida; Marchantiales; Marchantiaceae. The record is from the annotation of a GenBank genome assembly.
ACACAACGAAGACUUCGUAGCAUACGAAUUCCGUAGAAAGCACCAGGUCCGGGGUCGGUGUAGACGAUGUCAAGGUAGGUUGUCAAGGCACUCACUCCACGAAAUUGGAGACGCGAAAAACUCUGCGAUCAACCUCGAGCCCGACAACGAGCGAGGAGCAUCCAUCCCAAUCGCAAUCGCACUACCAAAUUUUAAUACAUUUUCUGGUGGAAGAAAUAGGCGUGUAGACGAAAAUGUCUUCGACUGAGUCCGUGUGCUAACACCGAACCGAAAGAACCGAAAGAAAUAUCAUUCGCGAAACGAGGGGCGCCGUACAAAUAUGGCUUUGGCUGUGUCAGAGCCGUCAGCGACCGGAAAGAAUGCGACCCCGUGCAACUGAAAAGGUACGGCAUGUAUUCGAGGAAGUCCAAGCCCGGACGACCCGAAGAUGAAAUGCUGUGAGACAUUGUUGUUCGGGCCACUUGUGGCCGCCUGCACCAUCCCCGACCCUGUGUCCGGGUGCAGCACCUUUGUCUAACGAUCUGUGUUGUGGUGGCUCGGGCCGAGUGUGGUGCUGCUGCUGGAGGUACAGUACAUCCAAAUCGUCACCGAAGGCUGUGCAGCAACAGCCGAGUGCAGAGUGCUGAGUGCUGAUGAUCCACAGUAACAGAAUCGCGCUAAAAUUGGAACGAGGUCUAGGUGCGCGAGGCCAGGGCAAUACGCCCGCAGAACAGCAGAACAGCAGAACAGAGGUACGUAGAUAGUGUGAAGCCAACUCAAAGAAUAGCGGAAUAUGCGAUCCUCUGCAAACCUCAGGGCAGCACUAAAGGGAGAAGUGAAUGAGUCGGGGAAACAAUUGCGGUAAGGACGACCGAGAGGGAGAGCACGAAAGACGAAGGAAGAGGGAGCACGAAAUCGUAAAUGUUGCUUGACAAGAGCGAGGGAGGGAAAGACCGAGCAGGGAUCGGGGGAAGGAGGAAGCAAGGGAUUACGCGGAGGAGGAGCAGAAAUUGAAAUGCGAGGACUCUUGCGGAGGGUUGUCGCGAGGGGUGCCGAGUCGAUGUCGAGGCGAGGAGAAUGAACUCCUGGAUUACCGUGCAAAUGUAGUUGGUUGGAGAGAGCAGAGACGCAGGCUGAGCCAUUCUUCGUAGGGAGCGUGGCGGUGCGGGUGUAAGAUUUUGAAGAUGGCUCACCGCGCCGGGCACCAUGGACACCAUGAGCACCAGCAUCCGGAGCGGAUUGUGGGCAAAUACAUCGUCACGCAGCAAAUUGGAUCGGGCUCGUUCGCCGUGGUGUGGAAAGCGCGCUCUAUGGAGACCGGGGAGGAGGUCGCUAUUAAGGAAAUAGCUACCGACAAGCUUAACCCUAAACUCCAGGAGAGUUUGUUGUCGGAGAUUGAUAUUCUCAAGUGUACUCACCACCCCAAUAUUAUUCGACUGCUUGACAUGGUUAUCACACCAGGAAAGAUAAGUCUUGUGCUCGAGUAUUGUACCGGUGGGGAUCUUAAUGCUUACAUUCAACGCCAUGGGAGAGUUUCAGAAGCAGUUGCUCGUCACUUUAUGCGCCAAUUGGGAGCUGGACUGCAAGUUUUGAGAGCCAGCAAUCUGAUUCAUAGGGAUUUGAAGCCCCAGAAUCUUCUCUUGUCAACCGAUGAUCAAAAUGCAGUUCUAAAGAUUGCAGAUUUUGGUUUCGCACGGUCCUUGCAACCUCAAGGUAUGGCUGAGACCAUAUGCGGUUCACCCCUCUACAUGGCUCCGGAAAUUCUACAAAGGCAGAAGUACAAUGCAAAGGCAGAUUUGUGGAGCGUAGGAGCAAUCCUCUACCAGUUAGUUACUGGGCGCCCUCCUUUCCACGGAAACAGUCACGUCCAGUUACUGCUCAACAUCGUAAGGACGAACGAGGUCAAGUUUCCAGAGGGCAUUGUUUCUGAGCUACACGUAGAUUGUAUUGAUAUGAUACGGAAACUACUUAAGCGUAACCCAGUUGAGAGACUGAGCUUUGAAGAGUUCUUUAACCACAACUUUAUGCAAGCACCGAGACCUAAGGUAGCAGAAAGGAGCCCCGUUCAACAAGUUGUGAAAAACCUAGGGGAAUCAUCUGAUACAUCUCAAGAAGAUUGCUUUCCGUUUUCUCUCGAUGACGAACAUCAAGGCCCGGUGGAGGUACAUUCUGCCUCGUAUUCGAAACCGCCGUUGUUCUCUGCAUCACCGUCAAAUAGUCUGCUCCAUACUCAAGCCGGGACGACCGGCAAGUUCUCCGUGGGAACUGCUCCUGCCGCCGUCCGAGGAUUCGGAUCGAGGAACCGUGGAGUGGGAUCUGGUUUUGGGUUUGAGGAGAAAGCGAAGCCAAAUAUUGGACUAGGAACUAGCCCCAAUGGACUAGGAACAAGCCCCACAAGCAGGCUUCAGAGGUCACAGAGCAACAAAAUGCCUGGAUUUGCAAUGCCUGAAGACAGGCAGAGGGAACCAUACAACAACUCUGCUACUUUUGGAUCCUCUAAAGGAGGGGCUAUGAUGGAUUCAAUGGAGUUUAUUGAGCGUGAGUACGUGCUAGUGGGGAACCUGAUACCGUCUGUAGAGUCUUUUAACCUGGAAGGCUCAGUUGUAGUAAAAGGAGUAGGGUCACCGCAGAAAAAUACUGUCUCAAGUGCCCCAUUGUCAGUUACUGCUUCUCCAGGGCCACAAUCCUCGGUGAACUAUGCAUGGGCUCACGGAUCACUUGGGCACGAAACAUUUCAAGGACCCCCGGAAGAAACUGAAGGCCCCUCGCCUGAUCCUCAGAAAAGACUUGCCUCUCUUAAGCGAAGUGCUCGGUUAAUAACUGAGCUUGCGACCGACAAGCGGGAAGCAGGCCAGAUACUUGAGUCAUUUGCAGUUCAGUUGGUUUGUUUGGCCAUCUGGAAGGAGUCGUUGCAUGUUUGUAUUCGAUGGGCAGCGCAAGCCGAAGAAGGAAAUCAAACCUAUGCCGAUCAUGGGAAUAUUUACACUGACGGGGCAUAUGAGCCUGGUCAGGAGAAAGCAGCUGCCACUGCUUGUUCUUCCAUGGAGCGAGAAUUUUCAGCUGCUGUAGAUCGGGCUGAAGAGCUGGCUUUGCAUGUUCGAGUGCUAGAUGGUUGCACAGAAAUGCAAGACGCGAUGGAGCUUAUUUACCAGGCGGCUCUGGCUGUGGGGAGGGCGGGCGCGGUAGAAGAGCUUAUGGGCAAUGUAAGCAAUGCGGCUGUGGCCUACUCGAAGGCUGCGGCAUUGUUUCACUUCAUUCUGGUGGAAGCUCCCCACUUGCCUCUCAAUCCUCCGUUAGUGCUAAACGCUAACGACAGGUAUAGACUUCGACGAUAUGCCGAUUCUGUCAUAAUUCGACAAAAUCACUGUAGUAUGCACAUUUCCCCUUGAAGGCCACUGAAGCAAAAUGACCACAGACGGGGAUGGAGCUCCUUCGGUGAAGCCGUUUUUACUUUCUUUCACGUAUGCGCAUUCUGCUGAAAGACGAUUGCGAGAUUCUUUACGUGAUUCUGUAGGUGACCUCUGCCGUGUCAUUGGAAUCUUAGGAUCCCUCUAGUGUGUAUAUUGUAUUGAUUGGGCACAAGUGAAGAGAUGGAUGUGGCACGUAGAAUUAGGUUCGGAGGUUACACUUGAUUCACCGUUGAUAUGUGGCCGUGACUUAAUUAUUAUUGUACAAAACUCCCCCCGACCACAUUGGGGAGCUAGACAUAGCCUGAUAUUGCAAUUGCUUGCGUAGUGUAAGUAAAAACUGUUAGAAGUGAGCCAUUGUAUAUAUCCAGUAGGUGCAGGUUGUGGCUUCGAAACACGGUCCCGGAAAAUUUGUGUUCAGCCCACAGUAGUUCAUCGGUAGCUAAGGCUGAGCUUAGAGGCUAACAAGUCAAAAAAUAUCAUUGUAUAUGAGGUGAUUAUCAUCUUUCGCUGAGAUGUUUUGGGAGUGAAGUCAGAAGUCUGUCGAUCUUCCAUAUGUAAAGUGAUUGGUGGUUUUACCAUUUAUGUUUGAAUAAGGAGAAAAAAAUUGCUCCAUCAGAAUCUUUAGU